Oncorhynchus mykiss (rainbow trout) is the source of this 1725-nucleotide messenger RNA. RefSeq names its product claudin-3-like. The record is from RefSeq and is a predicted model, not a curated record. Gene Ontology annotation, cellular component: bicellular tight junction; membrane. Gene Ontology annotation, molecular function: structural molecule activity. NCBI's taxonomy places the organism in Eukaryota, Metazoa, Chordata, Actinopteri, Salmoniformes, Salmonidae.
AUAGUGCUUGUACACAGUAGGCCAACACAGAUUCUCCUAGGCAGCUCUCUCUAAGGGUUAGCAGUAAUACACUGAGGUAAACACUCCACAGAGAGCUAAAUAUGUAUCUUGAACUGAACAUAAUUGUACAAUGGUAGACAUCUGUUAAACUAACACAUGAGUUUAUGUUAUUCCCAAUUCCUCCACUUGUAAUUAUUACCUUGUCCAUUCUUAACCUGUUCGUUAUCCUUUAACUAUUUCGCUUUGGCCAUUUAUUGACCUUCCCCUCAGCCCAAACAGUUGGGGAUCAAUCAUGGCCCAACCUUUCAAUCAUUAAUCUGUGCAGCCAAGCCGUUCUCAUGCCAAAGCUUGUUCUGGGGGUCGUUGAGAAGAAAGAAAAGAAAAAACAUUUGAAAACCUCCUUGGCCAAUCGCCAUGAGACUCUACCUUCUGUUGGUGGAGUGCUAUAAAGAUAACUGGGAGUAUACAGGUGGUGAGAAUUCCAGAGCAGAACCCAGACAGUGAAACCGUUCUGUACGUGAAGUUGAGACAGUGAAGUGAAGAGAGUGAAGACACCUGUAGACUUGCUUACAGAAGAAGGUAAAACAAGAAAAUGGCUGUGUUGGGACUAGAGAUCCUGGGGAUGAUCCUGGCUGUCCUGGGUUGGAUAUUGAGCAUCGUGUCCUGCACCCUGCCCAUGUGGAGGGUGUCCGCUUUCAUUGGGGUCAACAUCAUCACGGCUCAGACCAUCUGGGAGGGCAUCUGGAUGACCUGUGUGGUCCAAAGCACGGGCCAGAUGCAGUGUAAGGUAUAUGACUCCAUGCUGGCCCUCAGCUCGGACCUGCAGGCAGCCCGAGCCCUCACAGUCAUCUCCAUAGUUGUGGGAAUCAUGGGGGUGCUGGUGGCCGUGGUGGGGGCUAAGUGUACCAACUGUGUAAAGGACGAGACGGCCAAGGCCCGGGUGAUGAUCGCAGCGGGGGUAGCCUUCAUCGUAGCAGCGCUGACGCAGCUGAUCCCUGUGUCCUGGUCAGCCAACAGUAUCAUCAUGGAGUUCUAUAGUCCCAUCACUCCUGAGGCUCACAAAAGGGAGAUUGGAGGGGCUCUCUACCUGGGCUGGGCUGCAGCCGCUUUUCUCCUCAUUGGGGGGUGCAUCCUGUGCUGUAGUUGCCCCCCACAACCUGAGAAGAGGUAUGCAGGGCCGCCCUCGCGGAUGGUGUACUCCCUGACCAGGUCUGUGGCCCCUAGCGGCUAUGACAAAAGAGACUAUGUUUGAACUGACCUGGAUAUCUGGCAGCAGCUGCUUUCUGCUUUCUGCUCAGCGGACGAAGGACAUUUGAUACCAACCUUGAAUUCCAGAACAGAUAAAAUGGUGGUGAUUUCUACCAAUACAAUAAAAUACUGCUUUUUUACUGGAUCAUUUUUGAUGGUGCUCUGUUGAAGGGGAACACAACAAACUGGACUUGAUGUACUUUUAUUUUGUACUGUAUGCCUGUUUAAAAUAUACAAAGGUGUUGUAAAUAUUGUAUUGUAAUCUUACUAUUUGAAAGGAGUUGAAUUGAAACCAUCUGCAUUGUUACAUUUUAUAUUCUAUAGACUGAAUGAAUAACAGCUUAUGUUGUGUGUAUGUUGGAUAACAAUAUGCCAAACACUGACCGUUUAACAGCUUUUGUUAAGUGUGAAAAUAUCAACUAUUUUGAUGUUCGAUGUGUGUCAAUUUCACAAUAAAAACUGUUUCAUAAAACUUCA